AUGUACCUACCUCGACCAUUGAUCUCCCACCUGUACACCAAUCUCGUCCGCUCACAUCACCCUCUCUCACCACCGGUCCUUCUACUAGUUGCUCUCGAACCGGACUCAUUAUGUGCCUGUCGCAUACUCACCGCCCUCCUCAAACGCGACUAUAUCCCCCACAAGAUCCAGCCCGUGUCUGGCUAUGCAGACCUUGCUCGGGCCGGCGAAGAGCUGGUCAGGCCAAUGAAGACUACAGAAGGCGGUAGCGGAGGCGUUGUCAUUUGCCUGGGGGUCGGAGCACUCGUUGACCUUGGGGCCAUUCUGGGCUUGGAAGAUGAAGACUCCCUUGACUCGAUGUGUGGCGUGGAAGUAUGGGUUCUCGAUGCACGAAGACCAUGGAACCUGUCCAAUGUUUUUGGUGGAAUCCCCACGGAAGCUCCAUCAGGUGAAAUGGACGUAAAUACGCGCCAGAGAAACCCCGGAGUCGAGAAAGGUUGCAUUCAGAAGAACUACAAGUCUGGCAAAGGCGGUAUCAUUGUUUUCGAUGACGGCGACAUUGUAAGUGAGUUAGAAGCGGAAAGAAACGCGUAUUACGCGUUGGUUGAAAUGCCCGAUUUCGAUGAGGAUGAGAGUGACGAAGAGGAAGAAGACGAGGAAGAUGAAAGCCAAGAGACUUCUUCAAGAAAACGGAAAUCCUGGUCUGAUCGGGAAAAUGAGGAUCAUGAGAGUGACGAGGACGAUGAAAGGCCUCGCCAGAGGAGGCGGAGCAACUCGGCAGGGUCGUCUAUCGCGUCGACUCCUAGAAGCAAGACUCCCUCCUCUUCUCAACCGACCUCGCCGAUAACGAAAGAUCUCUCUGGACAACUUCCGACCUCUAAGCAGCUUCGACAACGGUUGCGAAAGCUACGACGACGAAAUGAAGAGGUAUUGGAAGAAUAUCGAAACCUGGGAACGUCCUACUCAGAACCAGUUGCAACGCUCGCCUAUUCUCUUGCUGCGGACCUGGGUCGAGAGGACAAUGACAUUCUUUGGCUUGCUAUAAUCGGCGCCACUUCGCUUGAAUUAUCGGGCCAUACGUCCACCGGUCUGGGAACGGUGGUUACAACAACACAAGGUCUUCCACACGAACCUCAUAAAUCGUGGCGGUCGACGCGGUCGUCACAAACGUACGCACUUCUACGUGACGAGGUCAGGCGGCUCAAUCCACCUCCAGCUGACCAGUCGCCCUCGAUUUCGCCCGGUGCUGGCGGAGGGGUCAGCUCACCUAGUGAUAACUCAAUCCGCCUCUCUCCUGAUCCUCGAUUUCUUCUGUUGAGGCAUUGGUCUCUAUACGACAGUAUGCUGCAUUCCCCAUACCUUGCUGCACGGCUGCACGUGUGGAACGACUCUGGAGUGAAACGUCUGCACAAGCUGCUUGCAAAAAUGGGCGUGUCCCUCACUCAGUGCAAGCAGACAUAUACACAUAUGGACAUGGACCUUAAGAAGACGCUUCGUGAACGCCUCUUGAAAUAUGCCGCAGUCUACGGUCUCGAUGAUCUUGUACCCUCUGGGUCUGGACGAGCCACGUAUGAACAAGAAGGAUGGGGUUUCAUCCGCUCUUGGGGGUGGAAAGCGCAGUUAUCUGCUGUCGAUGUAGGGGUCAUUCUCGGCGCCAUCCUCGAUGUCGGAACCUCCCACGGUUUGGGUGCAACCACUGCGGCAGUAACAAACAGUGGCUUGUUCUCGUCUCAAGCCACCGCUACUACGGAAGACGUUCCCGACCGCUCCGAGGCUCUUCUUCCACGAUUUUUUGCGGCCUACGACGCCCUCGCUCCAAGCCAUCCCAGCCAUCUUCUUGCAGCAAUUCCUGCUGCCCAGCAUCUGCUGCGCUCGAUCUUACGCACAGGAUCGUCCCUUCUGGUCAAGCAUCAGAUUCGACAUCUGCGUGCUUUUCGUAUGGGGGUUGUCAAGGAGGGGCCGGACUUGGCCUUAUUUGCGAACAGUCCCGGUGCUCUAGUCAAAUUGGCUCUCUGGGUCGGCGAGGCAGUUGCUGUGAAUGAACGAGAGAAAAAAGGUCCGAAUGAAAGUGCCACGCCGCUAGUCCUCGCUGCGCUUGACGAGGCAAGAGGCACUUACGUGGUCGUCGGAACAGGCGGCGGUAUCGGCAGUGGAGAAGAUCUCGAAGCCCGCAAAGAAAAGGCGGAGCGCAAGGCCAAGAAAGAAGCCGAGCGAGAACAAAAACGGAAAAUCCGCGAAGAGAAAAAGGCGGCUCGAGCGGCGCAACGAGAACUCAAUGGUGACGAUAGCGAUUUUGGAGAAGAGGACGAAUCCGAAUCCGAGUCCGGAUCAGACAGUGAUUCGUCGUCCGAAGAGGAGGAGGAUGAAGCCGAGCUAGCCAGAAGGCGUAAGCGAGGCUACGGCCAUAACAGGUUUGGCAUCGCGUUUCAAGAAGUGGUGGAAGAAACCAAUGCCCGGGUCAAGAUUGACAGUUUUGAUCAUUGUAUCGUCGAAGUAAAGAAGGAGGAUCUGGGCGGAUUCCUUGAGGGAUUGAGUCUAAAGGCCGUGGUCGGGCGUUGA
This is a messenger RNA of Exophiala dermatitidis NIH/UT8656, 2538 nucleotides long. RefSeq names its product cell division control protein 45. Gene Ontology annotation, biological process: DNA replication initiation; double-strand break repair via break-induced replication; mitotic DNA replication preinitiation complex assembly. Gene Ontology annotation, cellular component: DNA replication preinitiation complex. Gene Ontology annotation, molecular function: DNA replication origin binding; chromatin binding; single-stranded DNA binding. NCBI's taxonomy places the organism in Eukaryota, Fungi, Ascomycota, Eurotiomycetes, Chaetothyriales, Herpotrichiellaceae. The record is from RefSeq and is a predicted model, not a curated record. Bases 1 to 2538 code for a protein of 845 amino acids. The transcript has a single exon.